Molecule: messenger RNA, 1063 nt
Organism: Botrytis cinerea B05.10
Lineage: Eukaryota; Fungi; Ascomycota; Leotiomycetes; Helotiales; Sclerotiniaceae
Exons: 8
Coding region: 445-1008 (187 amino acids)
Source: RefSeq, a predicted model, not a curated record
GGCAUACGUGCGUCAUGCGUGGGGUUGGUCUUUCCCGAUAUCAUCCUACGGAGCUGUCAUGCCGAUAAGGACAACAGCAUGCAGCAUCCAACCAAUAACUAGCCCUCUUGCCUUCCAUCCUUGAAGCAAAGGCAAAGAAAGCAAAGAUGCCGUACAAACUCGCCAACAGAAACGUUCUCGUAACAGGUGGAACCCGAGGACUAGGCGAAAUAAUCUCUCUGAAAUUUGCGGCGGAGGGUUGCAAUGUUGCUAUUAAUUACGUUUCCAGUGGGGAGAAGGCGCAGGAGAUGAAGAAGAGGAUGGAGAGGGAGUGGGGGGUGAAGGUUGCUUGUUUGAUGGGUGUAGGCUUGCUUUCUUUAGGGUGUUGGAGAGGGAAGUGGAAUCAGAGAAGGCGACGUUUAGUAAUGUGAUAAAUCAGGCUAAUAAUGAGAUUGGUGAUAGGAUAUGAGUCAAGAAUCCGAUUGCAUUUCUGUUGUGAAGGAAACAAUCAAGGAGUUUGGAGGGUUGGACGUUAUCAUAUCAAAUGCUGGCUAUACACGGUUCUCGACCUUCUCCGAUCUCUCAGCUCCCACCACGGAUGAUUGGCAAAAAUGCUACGCUACGAAUGUGGUGGCUCAGUCUACCCUGUUGAGAGAGGCGUUACCUACCUUUGAGGCGAAUGAUGAGGGAGGAGUAUUCAUUAUGACGAGCAGUAUUGCAGGUGUCAUUGCUGGGGGCAGUUGCAUGCCAUAUUCCGUGACAAAGGCCGCACAAUUACAUUUGAUGAAAUGCUUGGCUGCUACCCAGGGGCCAAAAGUAAGAGUUAAUGCCGUUUUGCCAGGUUUGGUACUUACAGAAUGGGGAAGGCUAUACUCGGAGGAAGACCAGGAGAAAUUGAAGGAUAAAGCAUAUUUGAAACGGGUGACGGACAUCGAAGAUUGUGCUCAGGCAUUCGUGGAUAUCGCGAAGAACAGCAGCAUGACAGGGCAGAAAAUACAAGUUGAUUCUGGACUUGCACAGAAUGUGUGAGCCUCGUAAUCUCUUUUGGGAGUGAAGGAAUUGAGGCAGAGUAUGAAGUUACGCA